This is a messenger RNA of Cervus elaphus (red deer), 956 nucleotides long. It is a transcript of the gene SELENOW, whose product is annotated as selenoprotein W. The record is from RefSeq and is a predicted model, not a curated record. Gene Ontology annotation, biological process: response to selenium ion. NCBI's taxonomy places the organism in Eukaryota, Metazoa, Chordata, Mammalia, Artiodactyla, Cervidae. Gene Ontology annotation, cellular component: cytosol. The transcript is spliced from 6 exons.
GUGCGCAGAGGGCUCUCCUGAGGACCCCCUCUGCCGGGGUUUUCCCUGGCCUCACAGCAGACGAGGGGGAGAUUUGCGUGGGGGGCUCAGGGAGGUGGGCGGCAGGGUGCCCGUCGCCUCCGCUCUGGGGGCCUCCCCUCAUCCCCCCUCCCCCGGCGUUGGUCCGCGCUGCGGAACCAGGCUGUGUGCGCACGCCCCGCCCAGGACCCAGACCUCGCCCUGCCUCGCCCGAGUUCGGAUCGCGAGUCCGCGCCGCAGCGGGCACCGCGGUCCGGAGCGAUGGCGGUAGUCGUCCGAGUGGUUUAUUGUGGCGCUUGAGGCUACAAGCCCAAGUAUCUUCAGCUCAAGAAGAAGUUAGAAGAUGAGUUCCCUAACCGUCUGGACAUCUGCGGUGAGGGGACUCCCCAGGUCACCGGCUUCUUUGAAGUGUUCGUAGCAGGAAAGCUGGUUCACUCCAAGAAGGGAGGCGAUGGCUACGUGGACACAGAGAGCAAGUUUCUGAAGCUGGUGGCCGCCAUCAAAGCUGCUUUGGCUCAGGCCUGAUGUGCCCUGAAAGCAAAGACCAGUAACUGUGGCCCAGCCCCUCCCGGCAGACGCUUCAUGACAGGAAGGACUGAAAUGUCUCUUGGACGCCUGGUCCUUCCCUGAUGUUCUUCCGGCCGCCGGUUGGAGCAGAGAUGGACACGCCUGGUCUUUGCCUGUGUGUGUGUGUGGGAGUGUGUGUGUGUCCCCGCACGCUGGUCCUGCUGCCUUCCCCGUCCCUCAUCUCCCUGCAUCUCCCCCCACCCCGCACCCGGCCCUUGUCUUCCCUUCUACCCCGUGGUGUUUGGGGUGGUCCUUCUCCAGGCUUCCUUUUCAAGGGGAAGCCGAGAGGAGGAUCAGGAUGAGUGAGUCUCAGAUUUCAGCAGUGAUGGCAACAGUUCACAACUCAAUAAAUGGUGAUGAGGUUAACAAAA